UUUCUAACCCAAAAUGGGAAAACAGAUUGUUACCAAUAUUCUUCUAGCUUGCCUCUUGCUUGCAGCUUCUCACCACCAAUUUUACUCUACCAAAUUCUUGGUUCAAGCUAUUCCAUCAGUUGAGUUCAGUGUUAGAACUCCACAACCUAGCUCAAUGGCACAUAAGGGGACAGUUUUCCCUACUUGGGCUGAAAGGAAGAAACAUCGUAGAGCUCCAUCUGGGCCAAACCCUGUGGGAAAUCAGCACCCUCCAACUAGGCCUUGAACGGAAGCUACUCUUAAAAGCAUAGUUUUCUUCUCAGUUUUCACAAAUUUUAGAUCAUGCAGGUUGGAGAAACCUAGAUCCUUAGGUUUAUUGUGCUUGUACAAAAAGGGAUUUUACUUAAAACAAUAUUUGUCUGAAAGUAGUUGUUACUUAGAAAAUUGCUACUUCUUAGCUGUCUAAUAAGUUAAACAAGAAUAAUCUAUUGCAGCUAAAAUGAGUAUAGUUUUCUGCAGUUUCAGUCAGUUUCAGCGUUGUUUCUCUUUUUCUCCUACAUUCAAUAAAUAUUAAGAAUUGACAUCA
This is a messenger RNA of Mangifera indica (mango), 565 nucleotides long. Its product is annotated as CLAVATA3/ESR (CLE)-related protein 46-like. The record is from RefSeq and is a predicted model, not a curated record. The transcript has 3 exons. Lineage: Eukaryota; Viridiplantae; Streptophyta; Magnoliopsida; Sapindales; Anacardiaceae. Bases 14 to 265 code for a protein of 83 amino acids.